This is a messenger RNA of Closterium sp. Naga37s-1, 1332 nucleotides long. NCBI's taxonomy places the organism in Eukaryota, Viridiplantae, Streptophyta, Zygnematophyceae, Desmidiales, Closteriaceae. The record is from the annotation of a GenBank genome assembly.
AUGGGCCCUCUCCUGCAUGACCUGCACACCUGCCUCUCACGCUGCAUCCACUCUCACUGCUACUCCUCCUCUUCCUCCUCCUCCUCCUCCUCCUCCUCCUCCUCCUCCUCCUCCUCCUCCUCCUCCUCCUCCUCCUCCUCCUCCUCCUCCUCCUCCUCCUCCUCCUCCUCCUCCUCCUCCUCCCUCCCACCACCCACCAUCACCACAUCUUCUCCCACCCCUCGCCUCUUCCUCUACUCAGCACACGACGUUACGCUCUUGCCUCUUGCCGCGUCGCUCGGCAUUCCCUAUGCCGCGUGGCCGGCCUACACAUCAUCCAUCGCCGUUGAGCUUUGGAGCCAGGACUCUGCCUCAACAACACACAUCACACCCACUCCCACUUCCACAUGCGCACCCACGUCUCCAAUCCACCACACUUCCCACACACACACUCCUCCCCAAGUACACACUCCGCCCAACCUGGCCUCCCCGGAAUCCACCUCCCCCACUGCUCCCUCUCCUUUUCCUCCUCCUCUUCCUCCUCCUUCUCCUCCCCAUCCGCCUCGCGUUUUUGUGCGUGUGCGCCGGGACUUGGAGCCCGUGGCACUGCCAGUGAAGGUCCCAGCGCGGGAUGAGGCGACCUCAUGCGUGAUCUCUUCUGCGUCGACUCAAAAAUCAGCAGCCGGCAGGCAGGGAAUUGAACGGCGAGACGGGGAGGCAGACGAGGAGGAGGAGGGUGGUGGUGGAAGGGAGGGGUUGCUGUGCAGUUGGGAUGAUUUCGAGCGCAUGCUGCUGCGCCCCGGACGAGGACACAGGCUCAAUGGAGCUGACGAGGCCGUUGCUGCGCAGGUUGAGGCACACCUCCUCCGCCUCGUGCUGCACCACCUCCCUGUCACUCCCUGUACUGGCCCCUUUCCGCCCCACUCACCAUCCACUCUUUUUGGACAACAGCCCCCCUUCUUCCCGUCUCUCUCCCCUUCCACUCCCAACCUCCCCUCCUCCUCCUCUCCCCCACUCCCCCCCCCCCCCACACCCCAUCCGUCGCCCCGUCUCUCCUAUGCAUCCAAAUCUCUAAGCCCCAGACGAGGAGGCGGGUUCGAUGGAGCUGACGAGGCCGUUGCUGCGCAGGUUGAGGCACACCUCCUCCGCCUCGUGCUGCACCACCUCCCUGUCACUCCCUGUACUGGCCCCUUUCCGCCCCACUCACCAUCCACUCUUUUUGGACAACAGCCCCCCUUCUUCCCGUCUCUCUCCCCUUCCACUCCCAACCUCCCCUCCUCCUCCUCUCCCCCACUCCCCCCCCCCCCACACCCCAUCCGUCGCCCCGUCUCUCCUAUGCAUCCAAAUCUCUAA